AUGGAGCGUGCAGUCCUUCCAGGCGAAGUUGUCACAGCAAAGUGCACAAUUCAAAUGUUAUCAUCUAUCGGCUCUGGAUCCAAUGGUAACGUCUUCCUUUUGUUCGAUCUCCAUACAGCUGGCCUUCUUCACUAUUUUGAAGGUCCUUGCUUAAAGCUUGAGCUUUACGGUCAAAAAGCAUUAUUAAGAUCAUUACCACUCAUUGAUUUUGAUCCUGCAACAUUCAUGUUUGCAUCUGCAGAUCUUGGUCGUACUGCUUGGGUUAACGCAUUCGCUCGUGAAACAGGAACACCAGUCGCGUUCAUCAGAAAAGUCCGAACAAUGGUUGGUUCUGAAUCAAGAUCACAAGCAUUUGAAGUUAUCGGUUGUGUAAAAGAUAAGCACGUAGUAAUUUACGAUGAUAUGACAAGAAGUGGUUCAACUCUUGUUCACGCAGCCGAGAAGUACCUUUCUGUUGGUGCACUUUCAGUUGACGUUCUUGUUUCUCACUUCCUUCCAAACGAUGAAGAAGUUAUCAACUACAUAAUUAAGAGUCCUCUCAGGAAGAUUGUUGCUUUGAAUACACAUCCAGCAACUCAAAUGCCUCUCAUUGCCCAGCAUCCAGAAAAAUUCGUAAUCGCUGACUGCAGCAACGAAUUUGUUGAUUGUUUGAAGGAAAUCAUUCCAAAGAAUUAA
This is a messenger RNA of Trichomonas vaginalis G3, 675 nucleotides long. RefSeq names its product ribose phosphate diphosphokinase protein. Gene Ontology annotation, cellular component: ribose phosphate diphosphokinase complex; cytoplasm. Bases 1 to 675 code for a protein of 224 amino acids. The transcript has a single exon. Gene Ontology annotation, molecular function: magnesium ion binding; ribose phosphate diphosphokinase activity. The record is from RefSeq and is a predicted model, not a curated record. Gene Ontology annotation, biological process: 5-phosphoribose 1-diphosphate biosynthetic process; purine nucleotide biosynthetic process. NCBI's taxonomy places the organism in Eukaryota, Parabasalia, Trichomonadida, Trichomonadidae.